Molecule: messenger RNA, 3168 nt
Organism: Cuscuta europaea
Lineage: Eukaryota; Viridiplantae; Streptophyta; Magnoliopsida; Solanales; Convolvulaceae
Source: the annotation of a GenBank genome assembly
CUUGAUAUGAUGCUAUUUUAAUAGACUUGUCCUUAGUUUCUACGUGACAAUAUACACACUUUCUUUGUUCUAAUAAAAAAAAUAAACUUGUGAUGGCUCAAAAAACAAUGGACGGGACAAGCGAUUAUCAAUAUUUGUGCCACCUUUGUCAUGGGGAGUUUCGUUCUGCUCACGAAGCCACCUCAUGUCGUCUAUGUUCUUAUCCGUACAUGUACGAGAUCGAAAGCAUUACAUUCUAUUUGGGGGAUAGUGACAAUCAUGAAGAAGAAGGAUUGGCAGCUUGGCGAUGGCGAUCAAGGAAUCAUCAUCCAGAAAGAGAAUCAUCUUUUAUACCCCAACAACCGGGAGUUGUGAUCCGUCUAAGACGGGAUGGUAUAAGUGGGGUUCCACCCCUAACCUCUAGGCUAGGGGGUAAACCACCACAGCUUCAGUCCACGGUCCAGAACAUUACACAUUGCAAUGAAUGGUAUUGGUGUUACCAAUGUAAGAAACCACACACAUUAGAACCAAACAUCGUCGUUUCAUCUUCUUCGCCUCCCGAAAUCAUACAAUGUCGUGAAAAUCCAGCCCAUAGAACAAUCAGAUUCACCGAUGCGCUUAGCUACAGCUUGAAUGAUUGUCACUGGUGCAAUCGAUGUGAACGACCUCAUUUUCCGGUUUCGGCCCCCUAUUUUUCUGUGUGUAGCUGCGAGGGCGAUGAGUCGAGGACAACGAUUCAAUUUCAAAAAACUGUCAUCAUUUAUAGGGAUGCCGAUCGAUAGAGAAACACUUGCGCGCGUUGUUACUCAUCUUAUGAAACCGUUGGUGUUUGAAAUUACGGAUGCGGUCGGCAUAUGUAAUCUAGACCGUAUCGUAACAUACGAGAGUAAUGAGACAGAUACUGAGGAGAAAAUUAUUAUGGGUUUAAUACCAAGGGUGAGAAUACAUGAUUUGACAAGGUGUGGGGAAUGCAUAAUAUGUUUGGAAGAGUUUGAGGUUGGAGAGGAAGGAAGUGAGUUACCUUGCAAGCACAUAUACCACAAAGAAUGUAUUGCUCCAUGGCUGAUGAAGAAUUACUCUUGUUUGUAGAUGUGAUUUGCGUUUACCUACAGAAACUAGUACGACUGCUGGUGAUGAUCAACAUGAACUUCAAGAGCCUCAACCGUCUCAGGGGAGCUUUAGACGAUGCUGGAGGAUUUGGCAGCUUUUAGUGAUGCAUCAUUUUAGAUGCUUAGCAGCCGAAUUGUGGGCUAUUAUUAGAGCAAUACUAAAAAUGAACUCAUGGAAGAACUGAACUAAAUCAAAGAAUCAAAUUAGUAAAUUAAAUCAUUUAAAUGUGUAACGUGUAUGCGGGAAUGGAAAGAUGUUUGGAAAGGUAAAAUCUCACUUACAGAAAAUCAUAGUGGCACAUGAAUGAUAAUGGAGUAUAUGAAAUUUGUCUCAUUUUACCAUAGUUUCUUGUAGAUUCAUUAUAUAUUUUUUCUGGUAUUAGAUUUACCUCAUUUUACCCUUUCUGUUUCAGGGAGUAGGUGUAGAUUUGAGAUAUCGCUACCGAAAGUGUCAUGACCGGAAACAAUAUUGUGACAACGGUUUGCCAUAUAUGUCUCUGGUAAGACCGGCACUGAGAAGUGAGAACUGAGCAAACUGAUGCAGCAGGGAAGCUUGCUUUCACUAAGAUGCACUCAUCCACCUCAAAUAACACCAUUUGCGUGAAGAUGGGCUAGAGAAAGAUCUUGCCGGCCCAUUGUGAGAUCAGUUCUUUCCUUUCCGAGUUUGCGUGACGACGGCCAGCCAUAAAAAAGCCUGAGCUUCCCAGACGCCGCCGUCCCCAUUACUCCUCUUGAUAUCUCCGUCAUCUCCAUUUCCGAUUCUUGGGUUUUCAACCGCCAUCUCACUUUCAUUCCUUUCUCCACCCAAUAGGGUUAUGAGGGUGAGAGAAAGAAAGGGCACAACUUCUUACGACUCAUUCUCUGUAUGAGAUUCAAAGCAUUACAUUCUACCUUGGGGAUAUCGACAACCAUCGAGCACCCCCGCUAGUUGGGCAGUGGCAGUCGAGAUAUCACAAAAAGGCAGAUCCAUUGGUAAUGCUUCAGCGGCCUGGAAUUGUAAUAUGUUUAACAUGGCGAGGAAAAGGUGAGCAACCCCGAACCACUGGAUGGAAAGGUGGGGCAGGGCAGCUUCAAACCGCCAUUGAACAGGUAAUGAAAUGCAGUCAAUUGUAUUGGUGCUACCAUUGUCGCAAACUAGGUCAUACAAGAGAAACAAACAGUGCCGAAUCAAUAAUGACUCCUCCUCUUACUCCUACAACUCCUGAGAUCAUGCGAUGUCAGGAUUGCUUAGGUGAAAGAGCUGUCAGAUUCACGGAUGCGACAAUUGACAACCAUAACCCCAUUUAUUGGUGUUAUGGAUGUCGUAAACCUUAUUAUGUUGGAGGAAUAGUCCAAUCAUCUUCCUCCUCCUCUUCUUCUGAGCUGAUAUGUCCUCAGUGUGGGGGUGAUCACCUCAUGUCACCGGUGCGAAUGCAAAGGAGCCUCAUCAUCCACGGGGAUGCCGAAAGAGACUCACCAAACGACGGUACAAGUACUGAAUUUAGCUGGUUUGCGAAACCUUUAAGCCACACGUGGUGGAUGCAAGACCAAAGAGAGUACUUUUGGGGUAGUGAUGCAGCGCUGGGUCGAGUGCAACUCAAUCACAUCCUAGGAACAAUACAUGAGAAAGAACCUUAUCCUCCUCGAGGUGGCGGCCCGCCCUCUGUGGAACUAACAAAUGUGACAACCGCUGAUGCUGCUAGCAAUUCAGAGUCACAUCGGGCAACCGGCCAAGAGGCCCAAGAAAGGAGAACAUGUUUGGAAGAGCUGGACGGGAAGGAAAUGAAAGGUAGCUCAAGCCUAAACCUAAACCUAAGAGGAGAUGGAGGAUUAAAGUUGUUGGUGUUGGUGGCUGCUUUUAUUGGUGGCCUUUUAUUAGGCUCCUUAAAAUUGAAUUGGUGAAGAUUGGUCCAUCUACAUACAUGCAUGUGCGCUCAUGCCCCUAGUUUAAUUUAUGUACAUAUAUAUAUUCAUGGAAUUAUAUUGAUCGAAUAUAUUGUACGUCGUUCUAAGCGUGUUUAUAUUACAUGUAUAUAAGUAUGUAACCCCAAUCAAACACAAUAAAAGAUGUUGGAAUUCAAUCAAUCAUGUUUUAUAAUUA